AAGGGAAGAUGAGUGCUGAGCUUGAUAAGCUUCCUGGUUUUGAGAAGUGGUUCAUUGAGAAGGAAAGUAAUUGCUACAUUCAGGCCAUGGCUGAUCAGAAAGAUGAUUUGGUCUACCUUACGGCUGAUUCUGAUACUGUUUUGGAUGAUCUUGACCCCAAGCAUAUCUACAUUAUCGGUGGCUUAGUGGAUCGAAACCGAUUCAAAGGGAUCACCAUGACCAAGGCACAAGAACAAGGCAUCAAAACAGCUAAGCUUCCCAUAGGAGAGUAUCUGAAAAUGUCAAGUUCUCAGGUUCUCACUGUGAACCAAGUUUUGGAGAUACUCGUGAAGUUUCUGGAGACUAGGGACUGGAAAACAGCCUUCUUCACUGUGAUUCCUCAGAGGAAAAGAACCGGACUUGAUCCUGUUGGUUCUUCGAAACUGGAACCUCUUUCUGAAGAGCACCAGGAGGAAGACGCUGAUGCGGACAAACAUGAUCAUCUGGAGAGGAAAAAGGUAUGCGUUGAAGUUCCUCUGGAAAGUAGUAGCUAGAUGAAUGAAGAUUAUGCAUAUGAGAGUUGUUUCUAUAUCCGCUAAACACUGAUUUCUCUGUAGCUGAGAAUUGGAAUCUGGAAUGUUUUGUCCCUUUAUAUGUUUGAGUCAAGACGCAUUACGAAUUUCACUGUCAA
Molecule: messenger RNA, 670 nt
Organism: Camelina sativa (false flax)
Lineage: Eukaryota; Viridiplantae; Streptophyta; Magnoliopsida; Brassicales; Brassicaceae
Source: RefSeq, a predicted model, not a curated record